This is a messenger RNA of Xiphophorus hellerii (green swordtail), 4039 nucleotides long. It is a transcript of the gene kifc3, whose product is annotated as kinesin family member C3. The transcript is spliced from 22 exons. Lineage: Eukaryota; Metazoa; Chordata; Actinopteri; Cyprinodontiformes; Poeciliidae. Gene Ontology annotation, cellular component: microtubule cytoskeleton. Gene Ontology annotation, biological process: microtubule-based movement. Bases 652 to 3633 code for a protein of 993 amino acids. The record is from RefSeq and is a predicted model, not a curated record. Gene Ontology annotation, molecular function: microtubule motor activity; ATP binding; microtubule binding.
CAGAUCAGAACCCAGAGCAUGGAUCAGAACCAGCUGAAAAAGGUUCUGAUGGUCUGUUGAGACCGGACUGAGCAGCCUGAUCGGUUCUGACCCAAUCUGACCCGUUCCCAGUGAUUCAUCAGAGCGUUACGCGAGCGGCGCCGGCGCGGCCCGGUUCAUCUGCUGCAGCAGAUGGUCCCGGGUCGGGGAGGGGAGAGGAGCAUUUAAUCCGGUCAGAGGUUCUGGUUCCACUCAGCAGAACCGCUCGGCGCCAGAACAGAACUGAGCUCCAGCUGCAGAAUCUCCAGAACCUCCGUCUACAGAACCGGUUCCGUCUCUGAGGAAUGUUUAGCUGGAACCGAAUAUUGGACCGGUUCUGAACUGCUGGAUCCAUUUGGAUCAGAACUGGUUCUGAAUUGCAGAGGUGUAGAGUUUCUGCCACCUGAAACUGCUGGUUCUGGUUCUGGUUACCUGCAGCAGGGACAAGGUCCGAUUGUCUUAUCAGUUCUGGAGAACCGCUGCGUCAGUCAGGGCGGGUCCGGGUCAAAGGUCAAACAGAUGGAGCAGGUGAGCUGGAGCUCAGAACCGGGUCGGGUCCGGUGGAUGCAGCAGCUGGAUCCAAACAGAACCGUCUGUUUCUGAUCCAGACCAGACGGAACCGGGCCGGCAGACAUGUACGUCCUGUGCACCCUGGCCGUCCUCAUGUUCCACAGCCUUCUCAGGAAGCGGGUCGGUACCGGGCUGGACAGAACCUCUGAGGCUGCAGGGACGGAAAAGAAGGUUCUGGAGGUUCUGGAGGAUGGAGUCGGGUUGGCGGGCCGAGGGAGGACCGGAGGGACGGAGACGCUGUCCUCCAAUAGGAGACGGGUCCAGCCGGUCCAGCGGUCCAGCGCUCUGCUCGGCCCAGCGGUCAUGUUUGGAACCAGACAGAGUUGGGACAUCGCUCACGCCCCCUGCCUGCAGGAGCUCUGGAAGAAAGACCUCUCAUUGGACGCCAGCUCAGUGGACUUCCUGAUGAGUGAUGGUGAAGACGACGGCUCCUUCCUGUCUCUGCCCGCCACCGCCUUCUCACAGCGCCCCCCUCUGACCGCGGAGCUCAACGCCAGCUCAUCCCACCAGCUGCUCAUCCAGACUCUGCAGGACAAGGUGUGUGAGCUUCAGGUCCGUUUUGGCUCGGAGGAGGUUUCCUGCCAGCAGACGGGGGGUGGAGCUUGGGCGCAGGGGGAGGAGCCUUUGCUGGCCACGCCCACAGGUGUGAAGCCGAAUCCGGACCUUUUCAGCCGACCCGAAGAGGAGCAGCUCGUCUCUCGGCUGCACACACAGGUGGCGGCGCUGGAGCAGAAGCUGCUGGAUCGAACUCAGGAGGUGGAGAGACUGCGCUCGGAACUGGGGGCGACAGACCUGGAGAAGCAGCUGGAGCGGCUGCUGGUGGAGAACGAGCGUCUGAAACAGGAGCUGAAGUCACGCAGGAGCUCAGAGCUUCAGCCUGACACGGCGGCGGACGGCUGCAGCCGCUGCGGCCAUGCUCAGGAGGCGGAGGCGCUGCGGCGGGAGGCGGCGUCCUGGGAGAGCCGGGCGCGACAGCGGGAGCAGCGGCUGGCCGAUCUGCAGCAGGAGCUGCAGGAGAGCAGCUGCAGGGCGGAGGUGCUGCAGCUGCAGCUGGACGACAGCAGGAGGCGCCGCAGCAAGGGAGAGCAGAAACUGCAUCUGCGACUGCAGGAGUGUGAGGAAGAGCUGGCCAGACAGGCGGCGGCGCCCCCUAGAGUCAAGGUGGUGACCCAGACGGUGCAGGUGGAGUCGGCGGACUCGCAGAAGGCGCUGGUGGAGCUGCAGGUGAAGAACGGGGCGCUGCAGGAACAGCUGUCGCUGCAGAGGCAGCUGCUGCAGGAGCUGGAGGCGCAGCUGCACGACUCGCAGCGCACCUGCACUCAGCUACGAACUCAGAUCCACGUCUACGAGGGCGAGAUGCAGCGAGCGCAGGGCCAGCUGGAGGCCGACAUGCAGAGCCUGGAGGAGGAGAAGAACCGCCUGAUCGAGGAGGCCUUCAUCCGGGCCGAGAGCGAGAUGAAGGCCGUCCACCAGAACCUGGCAGGUGUGCGUCUGAACCUGCUCAGCCUGCAGCCGGCCCUGCGAACUUUGACCUCUGACUAUAACUGCCUGAAGAAGCAGGUCCAGGAUUUCCCCUCAAUGCUGGAGAAAGCAAUCAGUGAGGCCAAGCAGGAGAUCUGCCAGGUGAUCGGCGACGUCAGCAGCACCAACCAGGAUCUGCUCAGGAAGUACAAGAGGGAGAUGAACCUGAGGAAGAAAUGCCACAACGAGCUGGUCCGCCUCAAAGGUAACAUCCGGGUGUUCUGCCGGGUCCGACCCGUCAGCCAGGAGGAACUGGACUCGACCGACGCGGGAACGGCGCUGAGCUUCGACUCGGACGACGACGCCGUCCUCUACCUGUCCUCCAGGGGAAAGGUCAUGACCUUUGAACUGGACAAGGUCUUCCCUCCGCAGGCCUCGCAGGAGGAGGUGUUCCAGGAAGUGCAGGCUCUGGUCACUUCCUGUAUCGACGGCUUCAACGUCUGCAUCUUCGCGUACGGACAGACGGGAUCCGGGAAGACCUACACCAUGGAGGGCGUGACCUCUGACCCCGGCAUCAACCAGCGCGCGUUGCGCCUGCUGUUCGCCGAGGUGACGGAGAAAAAUCUGGACUGGGAAUAUCGGAUCGUCGUCAACCUGGUGGAGAUUUACAACGAGACGCUGCGCGACCUGCUCAGGCAGAAUCCCACAGACAAACUGGACAUCAAGCUGAACCCGGACGGCAGCGGACAGCUCUACGUCCCCGGACUGACGGAGAUCGCGGUCCAGAGCCCCGAGGACAUCAACAGGGUGUUUGAGCUGGGCCGGGUGAACCGGGCCACGGCGUGCACCAACCUGAACGAACACAGCUCGCGCUCCCACGCGCUGCUCAUCAUCACCGUGUCUGGGUUCAACACCACGACCGGAACUAGAACACAAGGGAAGCUGAACCUGGUGGACCUGGCCGGUUCGGAGCGGAUCGGGAAGUCCGGAGCGGAGGGCAGCCGGCUCCGGGAAGCGCAGUGCAUCAACAAGUCGCUGUCGGCGCUGGGUGAUGUCAUCAGCGCGCUGCGCAGCCGACACGCCCACAUCCCCUUCAGGAACUCGCGGCUCACCUACCUGCUGCAGGACUCUCUGAGCGGAGACAGCAAGACCCUGAUGAUGGUCCAGGUGUCUCCGUUGCCUGGCAACGUGAGCGAGUCGGUGUGUUCGCUGAAGUUCGCUCAGCGCGUUCGCAGCGUGGAGCUCAACUCUGCCGCUUCGUCCAAGAGACACGAGAACUCGUCCACGUCGUCCUCGCCCACGCACGACAGCCUAGAGCUGGACUCUCCCCCCGUCACGCCGGCGCCCCUCCCCAUCUCCCGGGCCAGCAGCGCCGGCUCCACGCUGUCCUCGGCCUCCAGGACGCCCAGCGGAUCCCGCAGGCGCUCCCAGUCGCAGCUGGCUGCAGGUCGGAGCGGACCCAGAGACGGAGCGCCUCCGCUGUCCGUCUGCCCCUCUUCCUCUGUUUCCUCAUUCUGUGCUCUGAUUGGUUGGUUUCCAGACAGAGCCGGCCCGUUGCUAGGAGACGGCGGGCAGGACGAUUGAAGCCGAACGCCUGAGAGACGCAGGACGUCCAGAACCGACAGUACUUCUGCCAGUGGACCGGACCUCACCGAAUCGGGCCAGAACUGCUGCUGGAGUGUGAGGACUUCUGACGUUGAAGAAGAGCAGACUCUUCCUCCUGAACUGAACGAACUGAACAGUUCCUCUCUAGAGAACUGAGUCCUCAGAAUUUCUUCUGUUGUUUUUGCACUUUACUCUGAGGUUGUUUCCCAGCAGCAGCGCCCCCCGCAGGCUGCAUGGUUUUUAUUUAGUUGAACUUUGACCUGUAAAUGUUGUGAUCUGGUUGGAUCUUAUUCGCGUUUGGACUCUGGAGCGGUUCUGCUCCACAACCGGCCGGGAUCCGGUCCGUCUGUUUUCUAAAUGUUUUUAUUAAACUUCCUGAAACUUU